AAGAAGCUUACCUCCUUGCCUCCAUCCAGCUCCAUGUCAGAAAUGGAACCCAACGACAUUCUGUCCAGCAACAACAGCGGCAGGAACUGCACAAUUCAAAACUUCAAGAGGGACUUUUACCCUGUCGUGUACCUGAUAAUAUUCGUCUGGGGCAUCCUAGGGAACGGUUUCUCCGUAUAUGUUUUCCUGCAGUCUUAUAAGAAGUCCACAUCUGUGAAUGUUUUCAUGCUAAACUUGGCCAUUUCAGAUCUCCUGUUCAUAAGCACGCUACCCUUUAGGGCUGACUAUUAUCUGAGAGGCUCCAACUGGAUAUUUGGGGACCUGACCUGCAGGAUUAUGUCUUAUUCCUUGUACGUCAACAUGUACAGCAGCAUCUAUUUCCUGACUGUCCUGAGCGUUGUGCGUUUCCUGGCAACUGUCCACCCCUUCCGGCUGCUCCAUGUCACCAGCAGGAAGAGCGCCUGGAUUCUAUGUGGGCUCAUAUGGAUCCUUAUGAUGGCUUCGUCAGUCAUACUCCUGAACACUGGCUCUGAGCAGAAGGGCAAUGCCCUCCUAUGCUUAGAUCUCAAUAUCAAGAAAAUUGUUAAACUGCAAACCAUGAAUUACUUCGCCUUAGUAUUGGGCUUCCUGCUGCCGUUCUGCACGCUGAGCGUCUGCUACCUGCUGAUCAUCCGAGCUCUGUUAAAGGUGGAAGUUCCAGAAUCGGGGCUGCGGGUUUCUCGCAAGAAGGUUCUCACCACCAUCAUCAUCGCCCUGAUCAUCUUCCUCCUGUGUUUCCUGCCCUAUCACAUAUUGCGAACACUCCACCUGCUGGCGUGGAAAGAGGAUGCAUGCCCAGACAGACUACAUAAAGCUGUGGUUAUCUCUCUGGCCUUGGCAGCAGCUAACAGCUGCUUCAAUCCCUUUCUCUAUUAUUUUGCUGGGGAAAAUUUUAAGGACAAACUAAGGUCUGCACUGAGAAAACUUUAUCCACAGAAGAAGAAUUACAGAUUUUCUGUCAGUGCAUGGUUGAAUAAGGAAACACCAGUAUAA
Sorex araneus (European shrew) is the source of this 1032-nucleotide messenger RNA. It is a transcript of the gene CYSLTR2, whose product is annotated as cysteinyl leukotriene receptor 2. The record is from RefSeq and is a predicted model, not a curated record. The transcript has a single exon. Gene Ontology annotation, biological process: G protein-coupled receptor signaling pathway. Lineage: Eukaryota; Metazoa; Chordata; Mammalia; Eulipotyphla; Soricidae. Gene Ontology annotation, molecular function: leukotriene receptor activity. Gene Ontology annotation, cellular component: plasma membrane. Bases 34 to 1032 code for a protein of 332 amino acids.